Penicillium cosmopolitanum is the source of this 519-nucleotide messenger RNA. RefSeq lists its product as uncharacterized. The record is from RefSeq and is a predicted model, not a curated record. Lineage: Eukaryota; Fungi; Ascomycota; Eurotiomycetes; Eurotiales; Aspergillaceae. The transcript has 3 exons. Bases 1 to 519 code for a protein of 172 amino acids.
AUGAGCCAAUUCAUCAUGUCGCCUACAGUCAAUGGCUCUCAUGUCGAUAUUUCGGAAUCUGUCUGCCCAAUUCCCAAAUUACCCUACAGCCGGAGUGUCUGCUUCAGCGGCCUCGCUAAUGGAGAACCGUUCUAUCACACCGAAUCCGAGCAACUCGCUGCAAAUCAAGUUCUGUCAGCAAGCAAAUUUUACGCCUGUGCUCCCCACGGGGGAAACUGUCGAGAGGCUGUGCAUCAAAGUAGCGAACAGCUACUACAACCUUCAGUUAUUGGCUCUGCACAGACUGGCUACGACGCUACCGCAACUACCAAGGCGCCAGAGCGGCCAAGCAAGGAUAGUAUGACAAUUCAUUGGCAGUGUUACGCAAACAAAUACAACACCCUUCUUAAUACCACCAAAGGUAUUCUAUCGAAGCUGGUAUAUCAGCUACCUGAUUUGCCUGUUCCAGACAUAAUGGUGCUAUAUGGAUACGCAUUUGGCAUGCUGAAACCUGAAACCUCCUUCAGCGUUCUCCUCUAA